AAUGAAACUAAUUCAAAAGCAGCAAAGCAAACAAGCUAUCGGAAUAUAUCUACUGAUCGUACGAAACGCAAAUUGUCGUCGAGUCGAGAAAAUUGUGAAAUUGUGCGCAUUUAAAUUGUAAACUGAAAGUAAAAAAAAAUCCGUGAACGCCAUUUAAAAACGGAGAAUUGUGUGUGGAAUUGUAUUGAGUUACAACAACAAACCAUGUUAGUCUGUUGGAAAUGUAUUUUUCUAGUAUUAUGUACAAUAUUCAUACAAACAAUGGUGGUUUUGAGUACAAAUGCACCGUUGCCGGCUAGAAAAGCCCAUCUAGCCGGCAUAAGUCCUAGGGCAACAUUAGGACUUUUUGAUAAUCUAUGUGGUAAAAAGGACAACAACAAGGCAUGGACACAAAAGCUAUUGGCGAAACGCGAGGCGGUGCCACAUUCGGCGCCCUAUAUCGUAUCAAUACAACGCAUGACACCAGAUGACGGCCUCGUACAUUACUGCGCAGGCACUAUAAUUCACGAGAACUGGAUAUUAACAGCAGCUCACUGCCUCACUUCAGAUGAAACAGUGGAAAACUCCAUCAUUGUUGCCGGCUGUCAUGAUCUGCGCGGCACCGAAGAAGGCGACUGUGUGCAGGUGCGCACAAUUGAUCAUUAUGUGCGACACGAGCUCUAUCUUGGAGGCAUUAAUCCAUAUGACAUUGCGCUCAUCUAUACUAAACGACCGUUACAAUUUACAGAGCAUGUGCAACCGGCACAUUUGCCAGAACAGGAUGUGCUGCCAGAGGGUAGUGGUACACUUUAUGGUUGGGGUAAUAUUUCUAUGACACUGGUGCCCAAUUAUCCACAUCGCUUGCAGGAAGCUGAUAUGCCCAUAUUGGACAUGGAACUAUGUGAACGGAUAUUAGCCGCCUCUGGUUUGCAACUGCACGAGACUAAUUUGUGCACAGGUCCACUAAAUGGAGGAGUCAGUAUCUGUACAGCUGAUUCAGGUGGCCCUCUGAUGCAGCCUUGUUGUGAUGGUUUCGAGGAAGGUUACACAGUUAUUGGCAUAGUAUCGUGGGGUAAAAUGCCUUGUGGCCAGAAGAAUUCUCCAUCUGUAUUUGUGCGUGUUUCAGCGUUUACGCAUUGGAUUAGUAAUAUUAUCACGACGGUAACACAGUUCGAAUAAACAUAAGCGAAUAAUUAAGGAGAGAGAAUUUGGAGAAUGCUGUGAACUGAAUGCCGAUAACUGAACGGCCUGAAAACCGAAUGCGUUGAGCGCCGCAUUGGCGGAAAACAAAAUCUCAUGAAUUUAGAAUAGGAACUGUAGUAUUUAAGAAAGUAGUAAAAUGUAUCUGUAAUAUAGAAUAACUAUUAUAAUUAUAAAUUUAUAAAAUGAAAAAUAUGUUUAGCUAUUUA
Molecule: messenger RNA, 1388 nt
Organism: Bactrocera tryoni
Lineage: Eukaryota; Metazoa; Arthropoda; Insecta; Diptera; Tephritidae
Product: lectizyme
Exons: 1
Coding region: 205-1158 (317 amino acids)
Biological process (GO): proteolysis
Molecular function (GO): serine-type endopeptidase activity
Source: RefSeq, a predicted model, not a curated record